UUUUCCUGCUGCGGCCUCCAGCCCUGCUCUGGCUCCGGUCCCGCUGCCAGACGCCCUCGCCGAUCUCCCACCUUCCUUCUUGACUCCAGUCACGUCGCACCUGGAGGAGGCUGGCUUCCGGAGCCUGGCUUGGGCGAGAAAGAGCAGGGGACGGCAGCAGGCAUCAGUGGGAGAGGAGGACUCCACACCUGAUUGUUCACUUACCUAAACUAGACUGAAGGCCUGUGCAGGGUCUCUGACUUCAAGCAUGCUCACAGAAAGGCAAGAAGAAAGGCUCUUUCCUUCGCAGGCGCAGACUGGCGAAUCUCCAGCCUUGCAGGCCUGCACGGGGUGUUACAUUUCAAAGGGGAGCAUCAGACUCCCAGAGACAGUUACUCACAAUCCAACAGCAGGCCUGUUUUGCCAUUGUGUGGACCUGAGCUUCCUGUUUGCUCUGGAUGGGCCACCGCCUUGCUGCUGUGCCAGGGCUCAGUCCGUCCUCGCUGAUGAGCGAGCGGGUGGCGAAUCCCAGGAGAGUGUGGCUAGGGCUGCUAGCCACCUGCCCUGGGCUGUGGGUCCAGACCCUGAGAGCACCUCUGUCCACAGCUGCUGGACAGGAGGCUCUGAUGACACAGCGGCAGCAGGAAGCCCAGCUUCUGGGGCCCUGGUACGUCCUUGCGGUGUCCUCCCAGGAGAAGGGCUUCAUGGUGGAGAAGAGCACAAAGAACGUCGAAGGUGUCAUGGUGACUCUCACUGCAGAGCAGAACCUGAAGCUGCUGUCCUCCCGGCACGGGCUGGAGGGGUGCAUUCAGAGCACAAUGGAGCUGUCGAAGCAGAAUUCCCGAUGGGUGUUUGAGAACCCCUUACCGGGUGCUGGGCACCAACUUCAGAGACUACGCCAUCAUCCUGACCCAGCUGGAGCUAGAGGAGGAGGACUUCAACACGCUGGAGCUGUACAGUCGGACGGAGAUGGCCAGCCAGGAAGCCCUGCAACUCUUCACCAAGUGGAGCAGGGACCUGGGCUUCCUGUCCCAGCAGCAGGCCCAGCUACAGAAGGAUUUCACCUGUGCACACAGGAUCAUCCAGCUGAGCUACCAACUGGGGAGGCUGUAGCCACCUGUGACUGGGAGGAUCUGCGCCCGGCCUGCUGGCCACGACUCUGCAAGGCGGUGGCCGAGGGGGCCCACUCUGGGAAGCUGGCUCCAGUGCUCAUCCUGCUUCCAGGAAGUGGCAGUGCCCAGGACGGUCUGCCCUCCCACCAGCCGAGAAUAAAGGAUGCCAUUAGCAAACGUGCCCAGUGCAUCUUGACCGGGGCCAGGCCAUGUUCAUGCCAGGCAGGUUCUCAGGGUUCUGGUACAUUCUUGCGGUGGCCACUAAUGCCCAGGGCUUCUUGCCGGCCCCAGACAAGAGGAAGCUGGGGGCAUCUGUGGUGAAGGUGCACAGAGGAGGCCAGCUGAGGGUAGUCAUCGCCUUCAACAGGUGAGUGGACGGGAGGUGGACCCAGCGCACCAUCACAGACUGGCCAGGGGUGUUCCCUGCCCAGAGGAAGGAGCCCUCCUGCAGGAAGGAGAAAGGAGUCCAGGUGGAAAGCAGACCCAGCUGGCCUAUAAGUUCCCACAGAUUGUCUCACCUCUUCCAAUCCUAAAAUCCAAAGGACUGCCGUUGGGAGAAGCUGCUAGCUGCCCACAGGGGUGGCCUAGGAGGGGCAUUGGGAGCAUUUCUUCUCAGCUGGGGUUGGGUUCUGGUUUAACUUGGGAAACUACAGAACAGCAGGGCCUCUAUGUCCUAACUGGACCUCACCCCCAGGCCCAGGCCCCGUGGGAGUCAGGACCAAGACAACCGUGGGGCUUGGCAGCAGUCAGGCAGGAAGGGGCCCCUGGCCGUGAGCCUGCACCCUUCUGCCCCCAGGUCCCAGGGCUGCCAGUCCCUGGAGCUGGUCCUGAGGAAAGACAAGAAGAAGCCGGUGUUCAGGAAUACCUUGAAGGGGGUGAAGGGCUUCCACGUGCUGUCCACCGACUACAGCUAU
Molecule: messenger RNA, 2005 nt
Organism: Sciurus carolinensis (gray squirrel)
Lineage: Eukaryota; Metazoa; Chordata; Mammalia; Rodentia; Sciuridae
Gene: Lcn6
Product: lipocalin 6
Exons: 10
Coding region: 438-1412 (324 amino acids)
Molecular function (GO): small molecule binding
Source: RefSeq, a predicted model, not a curated record